Brettanomyces bruxellensis is the source of this 1215-nucleotide messenger RNA. RefSeq lists its product as uncharacterized. The coding region runs from base 1 to 1215 and encodes 404 amino acids. The transcript has a single exon. NCBI's taxonomy places the organism in Eukaryota, Fungi, Ascomycota, Pichiomycetes, Pichiales, Pichiaceae. Gene Ontology annotation, biological process: poly(A)+ mRNA export from nucleus. Gene Ontology annotation, cellular component: nucleus. The record is from RefSeq and is a predicted model, not a curated record.
AUGUCGGACACAGAAGAGAAAAAACAGAUAAAAGGCGAGGAGAAAGAUGUGGAAAUUCUAGAAAAAGCUACCAGUUCUACGGAUUCGCAAGAAGAAGCACCUAAAGUGGAAGCUAAAAAGGAAUUGAGCGAGAGUUUGUUAGAUGAUGAGGCUGAUUUGGAGGAAGACGUGGCUAAGUUGAGCAAGCACAAGAAGCCAGAGUCAUCUUCAAAGGAGAAUGUGGAGGAAAAGGAGACAACAAGUAUAGAUGCAGCAGAUGAAGAGGCAAGUGGUAAAAUGCAGAAAGAGGAGGCAAAAGAGAGCAUUGAUGAUACGGGAGAGGACCCAGAGAACAGAAAAAUGACUUUUGAGGAGAAAUUUGCGGCAGCAAUGAAGAAGCCAACGAAAAGAAGAAAGAAAAAUGAAGUUGAUUUGGAAGCAAUGCAAGAUGAGGCAAUUGGAAGUUUGAAGAAUGCAAUGAAAGAUGCUGCAUAUGAUGAUAUCGAAUGUGUCAAUGCACACAAGCCAGCCACACACAAGCUUCGGUUACUGCCAAAAGUGAAAGAGACGCUUUUGAAAUCGGCAUUAUACGAUUCAAUCUUGGAUAAUAACAUGCUAGAAGCGGUGAGAAUUUGGCUUGAGCCUCUUCCGGACGGAUCUUUGCCAUCUUACGAGAUUCAGAGAACGCUUAUUAUCGAGUUGACGAAACUCCCGAUCAAAACUAUUCAUUUAAGAGAGUCAGGACUUGGAAAAGUGAUGGUUUUCUAUCAGAAGUCGCCAAUUGUCGAUCCGAUUCUAAAAAGAACGGCGGAGAAGCUCAUUUCAGACUGGACCAGGCCGAUCAUGGGCAGAUCUGACAAUUACAGGGCAAAGAGAGUGCCAACCGCCUCGUUUAACAUCGAAAAGCUCAAGGCAGACCAGAGAUUACACUCAGGUGCAGACACUCACAAAAAAGCAGUCAGAAAGACGCUUUAUCAGGAAAGUGCAGACAGGAGAAAGAGGGCAGCAGCUCCAGAAGUUUCUGCGAAAGUUUACAGUAUUGCACCGCAGGUUAAUGUGGAUGAACUGCGGAGAAGUGGAAGAUCGACAGUUGCAGCAAUGGGAAUCGGAUCGUCUCUUAGUAGAGAUGAAAGAUUCAAGAGAUUGAACCAGAAGCUGACGCACUUGUCGCAAAAGAAGUCGUCGAAGAAGAAGGGCGGUGUUUCUAUUGAAGGUAAGGGUGUGAAUGCAUUUUAA